GUUGAACCACUUAUUUAUGGAGGUACGCCGUUAAUGAGAACGAUCGAAGAAGCAAAAAAGUUAUUUGCUACGGAAAGAUUUAAGGAUCACACCAAGUUGAUGUUUAUCAUAUCCGAUGGACAGCCAGGCGAUGGAAGCGAUCCUCCGAUGAAGGAGCUUGCUCUGUUAGGCGUGAAAACAGUUUGCUGUUACAUAACAAACGAUGCAAUCGCUGAUCCAAAACAUCUUUACAGUACUCAGUGCGAAACAUGGGAUGAAGCAUCGAAGUUAAUGUUCCAAAUGAGUUCAACAAUCACUACGCAGGUGAUCCCUCGCACUAUAUUUGUCAAGCGUGGUUGGAGUAUUGACAUCACGAACAACGAAACACGUCUAUUCUUUCAAGUGAAUCACCCUGAUAUCAUUGAAGAAGUCUGUGAACUUGCCAGGGAAGUAGUGUGUUGCCAAGACGCACUUUCAGAUAUAUUGACAACAGUGUCUCUAGAUCUAUAUAUAAAUCAAGCAAAUCAAGGAUUUGUUCCGAAACGACAGGAAGGUGGCACAUGUUACGCAAAUGCUUCAGCUGCUGUUCUGCAUCUUGCGAUGCAACGGAUCGUUGGAAGAGACGGUGGUUAUCCUGACUUCUUUGAUCUGCGAAAGAAAAUGAUAACGAAGUACGGGGAACAUGGCGCCAACACACUUAAAGUGCUUCAAGAGAUCUGUCCUGAAUACCGCCUUCACUGCAAAGAGGUUGACGUUCUGGGAGCAAUGAAAGCAAUUGCCGCCAAACGACCUGUCUUGGCACGGUUCUGGCUGACUGACCCUGAGUGGGACAUGUUUGAAAAAUUCUAUAAACAGAAUCCACAAGGUGUUCUCACGAGUGCUAUUCUGGAAAUCAAACGAAGGGAACCCUUGCCAUGGCCAUGGUUGCUAUGGGCAUGUCCAUGGCUAUGGCAAUGGCUAUGGCCAGAAGCAAAACUGAUCGGUCAUGCUGUGGUGCUUACUAGCUUUAACAGUGAAUGUUUAAGGCUGAUGAAUUCCUGGGGCAGCGAUUGGACUGAUGGUGGCUUCUUCAAGGUUAGUAAUGCAGAUGUUCUUGGCUUGGAAUCUAUGGAUGUGUUCUGGACCAAGGACGACUUGAAGCAGUCAGAAAUUGUUGCAUACGAUCGUGAGGGUGCCACAAUAGCAAAACAAUUGUUUUCAAAGCUGCAAGGACUACAGACAAUCCAAUAUAUCUGCCCUUUGUGUUACCAGAGUUCCAAAGUCAGCGAUUUCACUGGUCAUYAUUUGGAAGCUAAGUGUCCAAAAUGCAAUGAAGCAUUCAAGAUCAGUGAUGUGGGAGAUGACUUGGCUUUAAACAUGUAUUUGUUAUCACUGUCAGCUAAUGGACAAUAAAUUUACAGUGAUGACAUGAGGAUUUUCAUAUGCUGACGCCGUUCCGUGUUCGGUGAGAGUACGGACCAUAGAAAAGGGAUCUCGAUUUGCUAUGUAUGGUUUUCCUUUUGUAGACUCUACUGCAUGGUCUAGCCGUGUUUCGUGGAUUAUGCAAAGUUUUCCCUAGACUAUAAAAGUUAUAUUUUAAAAGCAAGUACUGAGUUUGGUAGUUUCGUCGUGCAGGAGUAUUUACGAUGCAAGUGUUUGUUCAGGCCCUAAGGGGUUACAAAAAAAAUGAUAACGAUAAUAAUAAUAAUAAUAAUAAUAAUAAUAAAAAUAUUGAUAAUGAUGAU
This is a messenger RNA of Actinia tenebrosa (Australian red waratah sea anemone), 1703 nucleotides long. RefSeq lists its product as uncharacterized. The record is from RefSeq and is a predicted model, not a curated record. Lineage: Eukaryota; Metazoa; Cnidaria; Anthozoa; Actiniaria; Actiniidae.